Molecule: messenger RNA, 2728 nt
Organism: Erinaceus europaeus (western European hedgehog)
Lineage: Eukaryota; Metazoa; Chordata; Mammalia; Eulipotyphla; Erinaceidae
Product: zinc finger protein 14-like
Exons: 5
Coding region: 161-1279 (372 amino acids)
Biological process (GO): negative regulation of transcription by RNA polymerase II
Molecular function (GO): RNA polymerase II cis-regulatory region sequence-specific DNA binding; DNA-binding transcription repressor activity, RNA polymerase II-specific
Source: RefSeq, a predicted model, not a curated record
ACUUUGGAGAGGAGACGUCAGGAAGUUCAGCACUGGAUGGAAUAUCGUGCAGUGCUAUCAAGUGAAGACGCUGUGCUGCUGGAUUUAAAGCAGAGUCUCGAGCUCCUGCUGUGAUUUCUCUGCACCUUCUGGCAUAAAGACGGUAGAGAAAAAAGAAAAAAUGUCAGUUUCUUUGGACUCAAUAACUUGUGAAGACGUAACUGUGAACUUCAGUAAGGAGGAAUGGGCACUACUAAAUCCUUCAGAGAAGAAGCUGUACAAAGAUGUGAUGUGGGAAAUAUUCCAUAACUUUGUCUCAAUAGAAAAAUUGCAGGAAGAUCAUUUUAUUGAACAACAGGAACACCAGCAAAGAAGUAAACAAAGAAAUGUAGAAGAGAAGUUAUCUGAGAAGAAGGAAGGAAUUCUAUAUGGAGAGAAACCUCAUGAAUGUGAAAUAUGUCACAAAAAAUUCACUUGUUCCAGUUAUCUUCAAACAUCUAAAAUAACUCAAAUCAUGGAAAAUACCUAUAAAUGUAAACUAUGUAGUAAAGAAUCCAUUCAAUCCAGUAAUAUUUGGACACAUGAAAGAUCUCAAAGUGGAGAUAAUUUUUAUGAAUGUAAAGAAUGUAGUAGAACAUUCAGUCAAGUCAAUUAUCUUCUGUUACAUGAAAAAACUCACAGUGGAGAUAAACCUUAUGAAUGUAAACAAUGUAGUAAAAGAUUUAGUCGCUCCAAUUAUCUUCAGUGCCAUGAAAAAACUCAUAGUGGAGAGAAACCCUAUGAAUGUAAACAAUGUAAUAAAACAUUCAGGCGAUACAGUCAUCUUUGGAGCCAUAAAAAAACUCACAGUGGAGAGAAACCCUAUGAAUGUAAACAAUGUAGUAAAACAUUCAGGCAAUCCAGUCAUCUUCAGCGCCAUAAAAAAACUCACAGUGGAGAGAAACCCUAUGAAUGUAAACAAUGUAGUAAAACAUUCAUUUGCACCAGUUCUCUUCGGCAACAUGAAAGAACUCACAGUGGAGAGAAACCCUAUGAAUGUAAACAAUGUAGUAAAAGGUUUACUCGCUCCAAUUAUCUUCAGCGCCAUGAAAGAAUUCACAGUGGAGAGAAACCCUAUGAAUGUAAACAAUGUAAUAAAGCAUUCAGGUGUUCUAGCUCUCUUCAGACACAUGAAAGGACUCACAGUGGAGAGAAACCAUAUGUUUGUAAACAAUGUUGUAAGACAUUCAGUCGAUCUUGUCAUCUUUGGAGACAUAAAAAAACUCACGGUGGAGCUGUCUGGGAGGUGGCAAAGUUGUAAAGCUUUGGACUCUCAAGCAUGAGGUCCCGAGUUCGAUCCCCAGCAGCACAUGUGCCAGAGUGAUGUCUGGUUCUUUCUCUUUCCUCCUAUCUUUCUCAUAAAUAAAUAAAAUAUUAAAAAAAAAAAAACUCACAGUGGAGAGAAACCCUAUGAAUGUAUACAAUGUAGUAAAACAUUUACUACCUCCGGUUCUGAUACAUAAAAGAAACCACAGAGGAGAGAAACCCUAUGGGUGUAAACAAUGUAGUAAAACAGUCAGUUGUUCCAGCUCUCUUCCAACACAUGAAAGAUAGAUAUCACAGUGGAAAAAGCCCCUCUGAAUGUAAACAAUGUAGUAAAAGGUUUAGUCGUUCCAGUCAUCUUCGGAUACAUGAAAGAACUCAGAGUGGAGAGAAACCCUGUGAAUACAAAUGGUGUAGUAAAACAUCAGUUGUUCCAGCUCUCUUGAGACACAUGAAAGAACUCAAAGUAGAAAGAAACACUAAGUUGUGGUCUAGGAGGUGGUGCAGUGGAUAAGCAUUGGAUUCUCAACUAUGAGGUCCCCAGUUUGAUCCCCAGCAGCACAUGUACCAGAGUGAUGUCUGGUUCUUUUUCUCCUAUUUCUCUCAUGAAUAAAUUCUAAAAAAAGAAAAGAAAAGAAAAGAAAAACACUAUAAAUGUAAACAAUGUAGUAAAACAUUCAGUCAAGCCAGUAAUCUUCAACACAUGAAGUUAGACACGAGUGAAACCUUAUGAAUGAAAGCAAUGUAGUAAAAUACUCAAUUCAUCUAGUUCUCUUCUGACACAAAAUAAUUUAGAUAGGAAAAUUGUAUGAAAGUAUUCAGUCAUUCCUCUACUAUUCAGAAGAAUAAAAGUAAAAUAUUUACUAAAGCCUGCAGUGAUUCCAGAAAUUUUUAGAUACGUGAUAGCACUUGCAUUGUAGAAAGUCCUUGUGAAUGUAAGUAUGUUGUAUAUACUGGACCCACAGUGCUCACAGCAACACAUGAUAAAAAUUACGUAACUAUGGUAUGUUAUAAAAUAAUUCUAGAUCAUUUUAGAGAUUAUAUACCUGCUGUAAUAUUGUAAUCAUGGAAUUAUGAUAUGAUUACAGUCAUCUCAAUUUGUUUAUACCAAUCAUUUGAAAUCAUAUUUCAUUAGAUCUAAUAAUUGUAGCUCAUUUUUAAAACAUGAACUUAUGCAAUUCAUAUUCAGUAAUUGUGGUUUUACAACAUUAAUGUUAUUUUGUCUAGUAAACUCAAGCCCUGGAUACAUUUUCACCUGAACUACAGUCUUUUCUGGCAGGUUAUAAGCUAGUUACUUUAUUUCUCUCUGGGGCACCAUCUCUUCAGGCUGACUUUUUCAGAUAGAAAGAUUGAGACAGAAUGGUAGAGCAAGGAGAAAUCAAACUACAACAUUACAUAUAUCUUCCUUCCAUGCCAUGGGAACUGUUUUUAACUUGGAUUAUAUACA